UAUCCGGAAUGUGAUGCAGAAGUAUCUCGAGGAGAGAAAUGAGAUAACCUUCGACAAGAUUUUCAAUCAGAGAAUCGAAUCGGUUCAUUGACUGCGACAAAAAUUGCUAUUGGAUUUCUGACUGGGAUUGUGCUAAGUCCGUAGCUAGAUCUGGGGAGAAGCAACACCUUACAACACUGAGUCUUCCAAUCCACGAACAUGGUCUUCUCUUCAUUUAUUUGGAUCUUUUGAAUUUGUUCAUCAGUAUUUUAAAAAAAAAAAGUACUCCCGCGAGAGAAACUAGAGGCGCAUUUUGUGAAUUUGUCCACGUGGGACGUCAACGCGCAAGGUCAGCUGUGAAACGCUGCGGGCUCAGAGCUGAGCCACAGCCUGUGCCGCGGUGCCGUGUCCCCCCUGUCCCCGUGAGGCGGCGCUUGAGGUGCUGCAGGUGGGGGGUUCCUGGAGAUUGGAGACUGGUGCUCGCGCUCAGCCGGCUGCAAACCACAGACUGCAGAGAAACAGAGGGACCCCAGACAGCUGUGCGCCUGAGGAGGAGCCGUGCCAACCCCGGCUCCAGGGUGGUGGAAACGCCGAGCACCCCUAGACACCUGACUGUGAUCCACUACACCCCAGCAAAGCCAAGUUGACAGCAGUCACAUCUGUCAUUCAUCACAUGCAGUCUCAUUGCUCACAGUCAGAGGUUUCUUGCUAUUUAAAGAUUUUUGUUUGAAUGAAAUUAAUGAAGCUGUCCCUCAGGUGAAGUUUUAUGAAGAGAUCAAAGAGUACGAGAAGCUGGACAACGAGGAGGACCGCCUGUGCAGGAGCCGGCAGAUCUACGACACCUACGUCAUGAAGGAGCUGCUGUCCUGUUCCCACCCAUUCUCCAAGCAAGCUGUGGAACACGUACAGAGUCAUCUGUCCAAGAAGCAAGUGACAUCGACACUCUUUCAGCCUUACAUAGAAGAGAUCUGCGAAAGUCUUCGAGGCGACAUUUUUCAAAAAUUUCUGGAAAGCGACAAAUUCACUAGAUUUUGUCAGUGGAAAAACGUAGAAUUAAAUAUUCAUUUGACCAUGAACGACUUCAGUGUACAUAGGAUCAUCGGACGGGGAGGAUUUGGGGAAGUGUACGGUUGCAGGAAAGCGGACACUGGAAAAAUGUACGCCAUGAAAUGCCUGGAUAAGAAGCGCAUCAAGAUGAAGCAAGGAGAGACGCUGGCCCUGAAUGAGCGGAUCAUGCUGUCCCUCGUCAGUACAGGAGACUGCCCUUUCAUCGUGUGCAUGACCUACGCCUUCCACACCCCGGAUAAGCUCUGCUUCAUCCUCGACCUCAUGAACGGGGGCGACCUGCACUAUCACCUUUCCCAGCACGGGGUGUUCUCUGAGAAGGAGAUGCGCUUCUAUGCCACGGAAAUCAUCCUGGGGCUGGAGCACAUGCACAGCCGGUUCGUCGUGUACAGGGACCUGAAGCCCGCAAAUAUCCUCCUGGAUGAGCACGGACACGUGAGGAUAUCAGAUCUUGGUCUCGCCUGUGAUUUUUCAAAAAAGAAGCCUCAUGCGAGUGUGGGCACCCAUGGGUACAUGGCUCCUGAGGUGCUGCAGAAGGGGACAGCCUACGACAGCAGCGCAGACUGGUUCUCCCUGGGCUGCAUGCUCUUCAAACUCCUGAGAGGCCACAGCCCUUUCAGACAACAUAAAACCAAAGAUAAGCAUGAAAUAGACCGGAUGACCCUCACCAUGAACGUGGAGCUCCCGGACACCUUCUCCCCUGACCUCAAGUCCCUCCUGGAGGGCCUGCUGCAGCGGGAAGUGAGCCAGCGGCUGGGCUGUCACGGAAGCGGUGCCCAGGAGGUGAAAGGACAUGGCUUCUUCAAGGGCAUCGACUGGCAGCACGUCUACCUGCAGAAGUACCCACCACCCCUCAUCCCUCCCCGGGGAGAGGUCAAUGCUGCGGAUGCCUUUGACAUCGGCUCCUUUGAUGAAGAGGACACCAAAGGCGUUAAGCUGCUGGACGGCGACCAGGAGCUCUACAGGAACUUCCCCCUGGUCGUCUCCGAGCGCUGGCAGCAGGAAGUCACAGAAACCGUCUACGAAGCCGUCAACGCAGACACGGACAAGGUGGAGGCCAGGAAGAGGGCCAAGAACAAACAGCUGGGCCACGAGGAAGAUUACGCGCUGGGCAAGGACUGCCUCCUGCACGGCUACAUGCUGAAGCUGGGCAACCCGUUCCUCACGCAGUGGCAGCGCCGCUACUUCUACCUCUUUCCCAACAGACUCGAGUGGAGGGGAGAAGGCGAGUCGCGGGCCUGUGUCCACCCAUCUCAUGUGCUACGUGUGUCCCUAGAGCCUCAUUCCGUGCUGUCUGGCGGGAGCGCCAUCUCGGCUCACCAGCUCAACGCCUCACCACCCCAGCAGGGCUGCCUCAGCAUGGCCAUCUCAUCACGCCUCGCCUUGUGGGAGCAGAAGAUCCGGGAAGAGGACAAGACUCCUCCGCCGUCCUCGCCCCCUCCCCUCUUCUCCGUCAUCCCGGGGGGCUUCAUCAGGCAACUGGUCCGCGAGACGGAGAAGGAGUCCAAGGAAGCCAGGCGGAGGAAGCAGGCGGUGCUGGCCUCCCCAGAACAAGAGAUCCCAGAAGUUUCCACCAGUCCACCAAACAGCAAGACCAACAGGGGCACAAAAUCUGGAAGCCAACAGAUUCCCCAGGACAGCCAGUCUGCCCCUCCCCAGGGCACAAGCAUUCCGGGCAAGGGGAGCCAGGGGGCCGGCAGCACUGCCCCUGCACUGAUGACCAGCAUCAAUGGCGAGAAGCCCCAGGAGUCAGGCCCCACGGCGACUCCAGCCAAGAAGAGCCUGCCCUUCAGGAGGGGUGUGCUGGGGGGCGAUGUGCUGCUGAUGGUGGCCAGGCUGGACCCGGGAGCACCCCAGCCAGAGCAGAGGACCCAGCCCCGUGAUCCCCCCACUUGCAAGACACCACCCGCAGUCACAGACCCUGGGGGCGAAAAGCAAGGGGAGACCCCAGGGAGUCCCUCUGGGUCCCAGGUCUCCACUGAGAACUUGGCUUCGAAGCCUGAGAAGACCCGGACUGGGGGUCUUGGGGACCCAGGCCAAGGAUCAGAAGGCGAGAAGGGGGGCAGGGGACCCCAGACCAAAGGGCUGAAAGGGGGUGAGCCCCAGGGCAAAGAGGAGCAGAGGACCAGGCCCCAAACCCAAGGGGCAGGUGAUGGGGGGCAGCCAGGGGCGGAGGAGAAGGAGGGAGGGGAUCCCCCACGCAAGACCGAGAAGGGGGGUCUGCCCAAGGACGUGGGGACUGAAGAGAAGCCCUCUGGGCCUCGAGUCCAAGUGAGGAAAUGGGGCGGUUCCCUGGGCAGAAAGAGUAAGUGGGGUGGUCCCCAGAGCAAGAAGGACAAAGGAGGUGAGCUCGGGGCCGGCAGCGAGGAGCCGGCAGGAGGCACAGCGCAGGGCAGCCUGCCGCCGCCAGGGGGCGCUCCCGGGGAGCCGGAGGCGGCAGGCGCACCUGGGCGGACAGGUGAGCCCUGUGCCAGGCCAGAGGAGGCCCGGGGGGCGGCCGGAGCCCCAGAGGAGGUGGCUACAGAGGGGCCGUCGCUGGCGGCAGCCGGACAGGAGGACGCGCCGCAAGGCAGAGCGCAGGAGCCCUGCGCCAGAGCCCAGGACGGGGACGGGCCCGGGCUGCCGCAGCUGGACAGAAGCCCAAGGCCUGCGGAGACCCCGGGGGUCGGGCAGACGCAGCCCGAGGAGGGGACAGCCCUGCAGGAGGACAGCAGAGGAGGCCAGAGCGGAGACUCAGACCAGGCUCCUGAGGACAGAUGGUACCAGGCAGAGAAAGUCUGGCUGGUUCAGAAGGACGGAUUUACUCUUGCCACGGUACUAAAGCCAGACGAGGGGACAGCCGACCUGCCCGCGGGAAGGGUACGACUUUGCCUGGACACUGACCAAACCAUCACGGAGGUGGAUGAGGAGCACGUGCACAGGGCCAACCCCCCCGAGCUGGACCAGGCCGAGGACCUGGCCUCUCUCAUCAGCGUCAACGAGUCCAGUGUCCUGAACACCCUUCUGCACCGCUACCGGGCCCAGCUGCCACACACCUGCUCUGGGCCUGAUCUGAUCGUCCUUCAGCCGCAGGGUCCCUUGGCGCCCCCUGAAGCCAAGGUGCCCAGGGGCCGCCGGGACGGCUUGCCUGCCCACGUCUGCUCCCUGGCCCAGCGGGCCUACUGGGAGCUGCUGAGCCAGCGGAGGGACCACAGCAUCGUGGCCCUGGGCCGGAGUGGCGCGGGGAAGACCACCUGCUGCAAGCAGGUCCUGGAGCACCUGGUGGCAAUGGCAGGCAGUGUGGACGGCAGGGUGUCAGUGGAGAAGAUCCGAGCGGCCUUUACCGUCCUCAGGGCCUUUGGCUCUGUGUCCACGGGCCACAGCCGCAGCGCCACCCGAUUUAGCAUGGUGAUGUCACUGGACUUCAACGCCAUGGGCCGCAUCACAGCCGCUCAGCUCCAGACGAUGCUUUUGGAGAAGAGCCGAGUGGCUCGGCAGCCGGAAGGGGAGGGCAACUUCAAGGUCUUCUCCCAGAUGCUGGCUGGGCUGGACCUGGAUCUCAGGACCGAGCUGAACCUGCACCAGACAGCAGAAAGCAGCACCUUUGGCAUGGGCGUGUGGUCCAAGCCUGAAGACAAGCAGAAGGCAGGGGCGGCCUUUGCCCAGCUCCGGGGCGCCAUGGAGACGCUGGGCAUCUCAGAGAGCGAGCAGCGGGCCAUUUGGCGGGUGCUGGCGGCCAUCUACCACCUCGGCGUGGCCGGAGCCUGCAAAGUGGGCCGGAAGCAGUUCAUGCGUUUCGAGUGGGCGAACCACGCAGCCGUGGCCCUGGGCUGUGAGUUCGAGGAGCUGAACACGGCCACCUUCAAGCACCACCUGCGGCAGAUCAUCGAGCAAGUGAUGUCCAGGCCCAGGCCACGGGGACUCGAGGAGGAGGAGGCCAGCCCAGGGCUCAAGAUGAUGGGCGUGGAGUGCGUGGAGGGCAUGGCCGGCGGCCUGUACCAGGAGCUCUUUGCUGCCGUCGUCUCGCUCAUCAACAGAUCCUUCUCCUCCCACCACCUCUCCAUGGCGUCCAUCAUGGUGGUGGACUCCCCGGGCUUUCAGAACCCCCGGCAUCAGGGCAAGGACCGGGCGGCCACCUUUGAGGAGCUGUGUCAUAAUUACGCCCAGGAGCGUCUGCAGCUGCUCUUCCACCAAAGCACCUUCGUGUCCACGCUGGAGCGACUCCGAGAGGAAGAUGUUCCUGUGAAGUUCGACCUCCCGGAGUCUUCCCCAGCGACAACAGUGGCCGUUGUGGAUCAGAAGCCCUCCCAGGUCCACUUACCAGCUGGAGGAGGUGCCGAGGAUGCCAGGGGCCUUCUCUGGGUCCUGGAUGAGGAGGUCCGGGUCGAGGGCUCCAGUGACAGCGUGGUGCUCGAGCGUCUGCGGGUGGCCUUUGAGAAGGGAGCUGGAGGUGAGGGGACCUCCGCCCUGAGGACCUGUGAGCAGCCCCUUCAGUGCGAGAUCGCCCACCAGCUGGGGCAGGACCCCGUGCGCUACGACCUCACAGGCUGGCUCCACAAGGCCAAGCCCAACCUCUCGGCCCUGGACGCCCCCCAGGUCCUUCAGCACUCAAAGAGGGAGGAGCUGCAGAGCCUGUUCCAGGCGCGGGCCAAGCUGCCCCCCGUGUGCCGGGCAGUGGCGGGCCUGGAGGGCACCUCGGAGCAGGCGUCGCUGCGGAGCCGCGUGGUGAGGAGGACCUUCGCCAGCAGCCUGGGCGCCGUGAGGAGGAGAGCCCCGUGCUCCCACAUCAAGCUGCAGAUGGACGCUCUGGUCAACCUGGUGAAGCGGUCCCGGCUGCACUUCAUCCACUGCCUGACGCCGACCCCGACGGUGGAGAGCAGGGGCCGGCAGGGCUCUCCCACACCACCGCAGCCUGAUGGGGACCAACCCGGGGCAGACCAGCCCCUGUCCCUGGACAUCCCGGCACUCAGGGUGCAGCUGGCGGGAUCACACAUCCUGGAGGCCCUGCGUCUGCACAGAACAGGCUUCGCCGACCACAUGGGGCUUGCUCAGUUCCGCCGACGGUUCCAGGCGCUGGACCCUGCGCUGCCGAAGAAGCUCCUGUCGACUUCGGAGGGAAUGGACAAGAGGAAGGCUGUGGAGCAGCUCCUGCUGACCUUGGAUCUGGAGAAGACGGCAGUGGCCCUGGGACACAGCCAAGUCUUCCUCAAGGCAGGGGUGGUCUCCAGGCUGGAGAGGCAGCGAGAGAAGCUGGCGUCCCAGAGCAUCGUCCUCUUCCAGGCGGCCUGCAAGGGCUUCCUGUCGCGCCAGGAGUUCAAGAAGCUGAAGAUUCGCCGCCUGGCUGCCCACUGCAUCCAGAAGAACGUGGCCGCGUUCCUGGCUGUCAAGGACUGGCCAUGGUGGCAGCUGUUUGGUGCCCUCCGGCCACUACUGAGUGCCACCAUCGGGACUGAGCAGCUUCGGGCCAAAGAGGAGGAGCUCACAAUGCUGAGACAGAAGCUGGAAAAAUCAAUAAAGUCCAGGACUGAGCUCCGGCAGAACACAGACCGGCUGGAGAGCCAGAUUGCUGACUUGACCACAGAGCUGGCAGACGAGCGCUUCAAAGGGGACGUGGCCUGCCAGGCGCUGGAGAGCGAGCGGGCAGAGCGGCUGCAGGCCUUCCGGGAGGCCCAGGAGCUCAAGAGCAAGUACGAGCAAGUCCAGAAGAAGUUGGGAGAAGUAGAGAAGCAGUUGGAAGAAGCCCAGCAGAAAAUUCAGCUGAAUGACUUAGAGAGGAGCCACGCGGCGGGAGCAGAUGAGUGGCAGAUGCGCUUCGACUGUGCUCAGAUGGAGAAUGAGUUUCUCAGAAAGCGUCUCCAGCAGUGUGAGGAGAGGCUGGACUCAGAGCUGACAUCCAGGAAAGAGCUGGAACAGAAGCUCGCCGAGCUGCAGAGUGCUUACGAGGAGGCCAGGAAGGCAGCCCACCAACUGAAGAGGAAGUGCCACUGCCUGACCUGGGACCUGGAGGACACCCGCGUCCUGCUGGAGAACCAGCAAAGCCGAAACCACGAGCUGCAGAAGAAGCAGAAGAAGUUUGACAUGCAGCUGGCUCAGGCCCUGGGGGAGUCGGUGUUUGAAAAGAGUAUGCGUGAGAAAGUGUCGCAGGAGAACAGCAGCGUGCGGUGGGAGCUGGGGCAGCUCCAGCAGCAAGUCAAGCAAAAGGAGCAGGAAACCAUGAAGCUGAGGCAGGAGGUGGAGACGCUGCAGACUCAGAAACAGGAGCUGCUGGAGUCAUCCUCUGUGGGGAAAGAUGGCGUCGCCGGCUUGAAGGAGCGGCUCUGGAAGCUGGAAUCCAGCAAGCUGGAGCAAGAGAAGAUCCAGAACCAGCAGGAAAAUACCAUCAAGCAGCUGGAGCAGCUCCGCCAGCGGUUUGAACUGGAAAUAGAGAGGAUGAAGCAGAUGCAUCAGAAGGACCGGGAGGACCAAGAGGAGGAGCUGGAGGACAUCCGUCAGUCCUGCCAGAAGCGGCUCCACCAGCUGGAGAUGCAGCUGGAGCAGGAGCACGAGGAGAAGCAGAUGGUGCUCCACGAGAAGCAGGACCUGGAAGGCUUGAUCGGGACCCUGUGUGACCAGAUUGGCCACCGGGAUUUCGACGUGGAGAAGCGUCUUCGGAGGGACCUGAAGAGGACGCACGCCCUUCUGUCAGACGUCCAGCUUCUUCUGGCCACCAUGGAGGACAGCAAGACCUCUGUCAGCAAGGAGGAGCUGGAGAAGGUGCACAGCCAGCUGGAACAGAGUGAGGCCAAGUGCGAGGACGCCCUGAAGACCCAGAAGGCGCUGACCACGGACCUGGAGAACAUGCACAGCGAGUUAGAGAACAUGACCCGGAGCAAGAGCCUGGUGGACGAGCAGCUGCACCGGCUGCAGUUCGAGAAGGCGGGCCUCCUGAAGCGUAUUGACGAGGACCAGGACGACCUGAACGCGCUCGUGCAGAAGCACAAGGACCUCAUUGCUCAGUCGGCUGCGGACAUUGGUCAGAUCCAAGAGCUACAGCAGGAGCUGGAGGAAGCCAAGAAGGAGAGGCACAAGCUUCAGGAACAAUUGCAGGUGGCGGAGAUGCGCGUCCAGUACCUGGAGCAGUCCACCGUGGACCGCGCCAUUGUCAGCAGGCAGGAGGCAGCCAUCUGCGACCUGGAGAACAAGACGGAGUUUCAGAAAGUGCAGAUUAAGAGACUUGAGGUCCUGGUGAUCAGACUUCGGGACAGCCUGAUCAAGAUGGGCGAGGACCUGUCGCAGGCCCAGGCCUCCGAGUCCAAGCAGCGGGAGAGCAGCCAGUACUACCAGCGGCGCCUGGAGGAGCUGAAGGCAGACAUGGAGGAGCUGGUGCAGCGGGAGGCGGAGGCCAGCAGGAGGUGCAUGGAGCUGGAGAAGUACGUGGAGGAGCUCGCAGCCGUGAGGCAGACCCUGCAGUCAGACCUAGAGACGUCCAUCCGGCGGAUCGCCGACCUGCAGGCGGCCCUGGAGGAGGUGGCGUCCAGCGACAGCGAUGCCGAGAGUGUGCAGACAGCAGUGGAUUGUAGCAACGGCGGCAGGAAAGAAAUAGACAACUUCUCCGUCAUCAGCUCCCAGCCAGAGGGCAGUCUGCAGUCCUGGCUGAGCUGUACUCUGUCCCUGGCCACAGACACCGCGAGGAGCCCCUCUCGACAGUCAGCCGUCAGCAGCUACACCCUCAAUGCCAGGGCGAACAAAGAGGCCAGAGAUGCUGGGGGGACGCGGCCGGCGUCGGCGCUCAGCAGAGCCUGGGACGGCGGCAGGAAGACCUCCAGAGAAGGCGAUGUGUCCCCGCGCUCCUCCCGCCCACAGAAGUCCUGCCACUUUGAGGAUGGGGACAGGUUUGGUGUCCACAGGAAGCCCAUGGAGAGGUCGGGGGCUCUGCCUUUCCCCCUGGCUUCUCGGAGUCCAGAUGCGUCCCCGCUGCCCCGGGAGAAGCUGCCCAGCCCGUCGGCGGCCCUCUCGGAGUUCGUGGAAGGGCUUCGCAAGAAAAGGGCCCAGAGAGGACAAGGGUCCCCUCUGGGCCUGGAGGACUGGCCCACCCUCCCCAUUUACCAGACCACCGGCGCCUCCACGCUCAGGAGGGGCAGGGCCAGCAGCGACGAGGGAGAGCUGUUCCUGAGGUCACGGGCAAGGUCACCCCUGGAAGAAGAGGGGGCCGCGGGGACAUCAGCUGGUCUGCUGCGCUCCACCAGCCUGAAAUGCAUCUCCUCCGAGGGCGCUGAGGGCACCACCCAGCUGCCCGAGAAGCUCAAGACCCGGUUCAGUUCAUGCGAGUCCCUCUUGGAAUCGGGACCCACCCUGGGGAGAAAACCGAGCCCCCCGACCCUGCCCAGGGACACGCUCUUGUCACCCACGCUGCGACCUCGGAGGAGGUGUCUGGAGUCCUCGGUGGAUGACGCAGGCUGCCCAGACCUCGGGAAGGAGCCGCUGGUCUUCCAGAACCGUCAGUUUGCCCACCUGAUGGAGGAGCCUGUGGACAGCGACCCGUUCAGCUGGACGCGCCCCAGCCUGGACAUCAGACGCAAGCCCAGCGUGGACUUCGAUGACUUCCUCCCUGCCAUCCGGAAGCCCGAGACCCCUCCAUCCUUGGCCGGAGCAGCCAAAGAUGGGCACAAAGGUUCGAAGCACUCGAGUGUCCAUCUUGAGAUGGAAAAGGCUGACCGCCCCUUUGUCUCGGGCAUCAAAACCAUUUUGAAAAAGAGCCCAGAGUCCAAGGAGGACCCCGCACACCUCUCGGACUCGUCUUCAUCCUCCAGUUCCAUUGUGUCCUUCAAAAGUGCCGACAGCAUCAAGAGUCGGCCGAGAGCCCCUCGACUCGAGGGCGACGGUGGAGAACAAAUGUCCCCCGAGAACAGAGAGCCAGGUGCAGAGAGGAAAGAAGACGUGGAGAGCAUAAUGAAGAAAUACCUGCAGAAGUAGGGCCCCUGCAGCUUCUGGAGAUGCGAUCCUCGAAGUCUCCCCAGCUGCACAGCCACCUGGAGACAGAGACUGGCCAGGCCUCACGGGGCCCCGGGUCCGGAGCCGCCCACACAGCCACCCCCGAGAGGCGAGAAGGACCCAGGGAGGCAGUUCCCGCUGGGGGCUCGGGGCGCCCGUGUGCUUGGUCUGUACAAAAUAAAGUCGUCUUCCUUGGUA
This is a messenger RNA of Marmota monax (woodchuck), 10191 nucleotides long. Its product is annotated as beta-adrenergic receptor kinase 2. Gene Ontology annotation, biological process: G protein-coupled receptor signaling pathway; regulation of signal transduction; protein phosphorylation. Gene Ontology annotation, cellular component: myosin complex. The transcript is spliced from 63 exons. NCBI's taxonomy places the organism in Eukaryota, Metazoa, Chordata, Mammalia, Rodentia, Sciuridae. Bases 829 to 9975 code for a protein of 3048 amino acids. The record is from RefSeq and is a predicted model, not a curated record. Gene Ontology annotation, molecular function: G protein-coupled receptor kinase activity; G protein-coupled receptor binding; cytoskeletal motor activity.